UUCCCGCCCAAAAUAUUGGGCCGGGUCACUGCCUAAUGGGCCUAUCAUAUGGAGAGGUGGAAAAUGAGGCCUAAAGCUUACGCCGUAUGCCAGCCCCAAGGUUCUUCCGCUGUACGCUUCGGGGAAAGCUUACGCAGUACGCUCCCAAAAUUAUCUACAAAGCAUACACCAGAUUCUUUUCAGAUCUUCGCUGCUUCAACAUAGACGUGGCGGCUGCUGUCCUCUUCGACCGGUGUCCUCUUCAACAUAGACGUGGCGGGAAACGAUGACAAGGACCUCAAAUACGGCCGGGAUACCUCGAUAAUCGACGGGGAUAUGCACGGACUCCGGCAGAGUUGAACUUUUUUCAAGCAGGGACGGGAUGCACAGCAGCGGCGUCCGGUUCGUGGUUCUGAAGAAAUCGGCGGAGGAGAAUCCGGCGGUGAUGAUCACACCGACUUGAUGGGCUUCUGGGGGAUUUUAUUGGAUGAACUGUGGAGGAUCGAGACUUUGGGAGCGGAGAUUGUUUUCACUUUUCAGAUUUCAAGGCCACAAGGACUAGGGCAUGGUUCAAUAGUGGUCAGGUUCUGCUAUUUCAUACAGCAAAUGCCACAAAAAGCCUGGCUUGCAGGACCAUGGUGGUGCCACCCAUCUUCCCCAUAUGUUUGACAUUAUUAAGAAUUUCUUCCUGGAGAAUGAGAAGGGGUAGGAUAUUAUUUACAUGGGUAAUGAUUUUAUUCUUUCUCAGUUUUUUCCGUGCUUUCUUGAUUCAAUUGGGCCUUUCACCCUAACUUAUUACUUUUAUUGGCUCCUCACUUCUUAUUCUGAAUUUAAAUCUUCAGACUUAAGGGUCAUGCAUUAUUUUAGAAAAAAUUCUUAAAAUGAUCCAUUCUAAUGAAAUACUUUCCCGAAA
Molecule: messenger RNA, 892 nt
Organism: Cuscuta campestris
Lineage: Eukaryota; Viridiplantae; Streptophyta; Magnoliopsida; Solanales; Convolvulaceae
Source: the annotation of a GenBank genome assembly